Molecule: messenger RNA, 1164 nt
Organism: Exophiala mesophila
Lineage: Eukaryota; Fungi; Ascomycota; Eurotiomycetes; Chaetothyriales; Herpotrichiellaceae
Exons: 1
Source: RefSeq, a predicted model, not a curated record
ACAACCAAGCCUGUUACUAGCACAACGACUACUUCUAAGGCGACCACGACUACUUCAAAAGCGACCACGACCACAAAGUCGACAACCAAGCCUGCCACCAGCACGACGACGUUAACGGUGACCACCACUCCCAGUACUAGUAAGACUACAACGACGGCUGUCACAUCAACUACAACCAAGUCCAGUGCUUCAACCACAGCAACGAGCAGUAGCACAAGCGUGAGCACAAGCGUAAGCACGACCAGGUCCACGACGUCGUCAACAACGAGCAAGCCAACCUCAUCAACGACAUCGUCGAGCGCAAGUGUGACCAGCACCACGACUUCAAAGGUGAUAACCAGCACCACAACGAAACAGACCAAGACCACGAGUGUGCCAGUGACAAGCACAACCAAGAGCAUCAGCACCACCAAAUUUUCCACAAAGACUCGACCAACCAAGCCCCCAGUGACGCCAACCUCGAGUACAACGACCUCGAGUACAACGACCAAGCCUUUUGGUUGGAUCGACUGGGCGAGGCCGACUCCUCCGCCUGAGGAAUGGCAGGAGUGGCAACAGGGCGGCGGCAACAACAAUAACGGGAACAAUGACGAUCACGGCAUACCCUGGUGGCACAAGGACAGUGACAACAAGGGCGUGCCAGGAUGGAAGCAUGAGGACCAGAACAAUGACAACGGGCAGCCUGACUUUUGGUGGGCGUGGAAAGGAGGAUGGAAGGAUUGGAAGCAAGGUUCCAACGAGGUCAAGGAAAAACCCAAAGGAUGGAGAUGGGGAUGGGGACAGGGCCAGAAGGGGAACAAGAAACCCGGUAUGUGGGUUGAUUGGUUCAACAGAAACAAGAACAAGAACCCUGGCGAAGACAAGGUGGAGCAAAAGGGGAAGAGAGAGUUUGUGCCCCGUGGUGCUGGUGCUGCACGCAACGUGAGAUGGUGAUGAUGGAGGCAAGGAGCAAAGACGGAAAUAAAAGGAGAAGAAAAGAAAAACAAAACACAAAAAGGGCGAGACUGUUCGCAGGAAUUGUUGGCCGUUUCCUCAUAAUCUUUCGUGGAGAGAGGCUAUCGUAAGGCAUCAGGGAACAAGCAUUUAUAUCUUCGAGGAGGGCCGAGAUUUAAUUGUCGAGGUUUCUAUUUUUAUCUAUUCAGACAUUCCUUCACCAACUCAGGU